CGCGGCACGUUCCUGUGCUGCCGGCAGGCUGCCCGGCGGCUCGUCAGAGGCGGCGGCCGGCGGAUAGUCACCUUUUCUUCGUCGAACGUUGCGUCGCUCCGGCCAGGGUAUGGCGCGUACGUAGCGACGAAGGCGGCCGUGGAGGCCAUGACCAAGGUGCUGGCCAAGGAGCUCGCCGGAACUGGCAUCACGGCCAACAGCGUGGCGCCGGGGCCGGUCGCCACGCCCAUGUUCUACGCCGGGAAGUCCGAGGAGCGCGUGAGGGUCGUCGCCAACGAGUGCCCCAUGAAGCGCAUCGGCGAGCCAGCGGACGUGGCGCCGGUGGUCGGCUUUCUCUGUAGUGACGCCGCCGGGUGGAUUAACGGCCAGGUGAUUCGGGUCAAUGGUGGGUACGUGUAGUUUGUGCCUUUUGCUCAUAUCC
Messenger RNA from Triticum dicoccoides, 421 nucleotides. Its product is annotated as NADPH-dependent aldehyde reductase-like protein, chloroplastic. The transcript has a single exon. The annotation marks the transcript as partial. Gene Ontology annotation, molecular function: oxidoreductase activity. Lineage: Eukaryota; Viridiplantae; Streptophyta; Magnoliopsida; Poales; Poaceae. The record is from RefSeq and is a predicted model, not a curated record.